This is a messenger RNA of Bombina bombina (fire-bellied toad), 589 nucleotides long. RefSeq names its product kininogen-2-like. Gene Ontology annotation, molecular function: hormone activity. The transcript has 4 exons. Gene Ontology annotation, biological process: modulation of process of another organism; defense response. The record is from RefSeq and is a predicted model, not a curated record. Gene Ontology annotation, cellular component: extracellular region. Lineage: Eukaryota; Metazoa; Chordata; Amphibia; Anura; Bombinatoridae. Bases 1 to 480 code for a protein of 159 amino acids.
AUGAGACUGUGGUUCUGUCUAAGUUUCCUCAUCGUCCUGUGCCUGGAGCAUUUAACAGGAACCCUGGCAGCUGAAAGGAAGAAUCGUGACUACCCCAUAAGAACCCACUUACAUGGCCAUCAUAUACCAAAGAAGAAUCGUGACUACCCCAUAAGAACCCACUUACAUGGCCAUCAUAUACCAAAAAAUGUUCCAGAGAGUGAAGAAAAAACUGAGCAGUCCCUGCGGGAUUUGUCUGAGAUCAGCCGCCUACAAAGACGUCCAGCGGGGUUCACCCCUUUCCGAGGAAGAUUCCAUAGCCAGUCCCUGCGGGAUUUGUCUGAGAUCAGCCGCCUACAAAGACGUCCAGCGGGGUUCACCCCUUUCCGAGGAAGAUUCCAUAGCCAGUCCCUGCGGGGUUUGUCUGAGACCAAGAGGUUAAAAGCUGAACCCAAAAUCGAAUGGAUCUACCCGGAGACUUUGCUGUGUAAAAAAAGAUAGAUUUGAAAGUAGCGUCCCCUGGUAUAAAAAAGCAUUGUUAUGUCACAUGGUGUCACCUCUGUAAUACCAGCUCUGAUAUGGUUUAUUAAACAGCAGAUUUGUGCUCUCA